CUCGGUCGGACGCGGACGGGCAGCAGCAGCAGCCGGGAUAAAUCGCGUGUGGCAUUAAGUUACGAUCGACUGGGCGCGCGAGAGUUGUGAGAGUUGUGUGCGAGUUGUGGGACGUGGAACGCGCUGGAAUUAUUCACGCUGGCGGAAAGUACGAGGACGGCGGGAUUCUGAAUGUUUUUCGAAACUUUUAAAGCGGCAAACUUAAAAACUAAGCGAACAAAUAGACAGCGGAACUUUGCGCAGUUGAAACAGUUUGAAAUUGACGAGACAUCUGUGACGUAAACUGUGUGCACUUUAACACGUGGAGGGUUUCAAGCAAUUAGAAAUUAUUUUUCAGCUCAUUUGGAAAGCGAAAUAUUCAUGCAAGUUAUAGAUCGCAACGUCGUCGUUUUCGCCGCGCAGGAAGCAGGAAACAACAAAGUGGAGUGGAAUUCGUCGCGCGCCGGCCUCAACAGAAUGGAAAGGACAUGCGGCACAUAGUGUUGGAACGGCACCGAUACGGCGCUCUAUACGAGGUGUGUUAUGUCCAUGAAACGACUGGCGGCACUUUCGUCGACGACUAGCAACCAUGGCGGGCUAAACUACACGGAAAUGAGUACGGCCCCUGGCUCACCCCCGCCGCCUAUCCAUGGGGUGAAUGUGAUGCUCGGAGGGGCCAUGCUGAGCGGCAUCAUACUGGUGGUAUUCCUAAUGUGCUACUGCUGCCACAAGAACGCGCGGAAAUCUGAAACGCACAUGCCGGAAUACUGGCGAGAUUCCGGGCUUCCGCUGCACGUCUACACUGUCGAAGGACACCAACAGUGCUUCGACCCAGAAGAAUUAGUGCUGUGCGACAUGCAGGUGCCGGUGACGCCCGGCCCGCCGCCCGCCUACGACGCCGUCGUGCCUAUACACAAGAACAUCGUCAGCCCGGCGCGGACGUCGCCGCACGAGCAGCAAUUCCUGCAGCACCAGCAGCUAGCAGCUCAACAGCGGCGGCCGCCGCCCUCGUCCGACGAUUCCGGCCUGCCGUCCUACGAGGCGGCACUGCGGCUCGAGGUCGGGCACGUCUGAAAGCGAAAAAACAAUGUAUAUCACACAAGCUGCUCUCUCCAGCGCCCCGCGAUCAUUUGUCACCCUCGAGUGUGUGACAGCGUCGUUCAUUUUUGUGAUAAAACGAACAUUACAUUCGGCGUAAGCCGGCUAAGUGAACAUUGGACACGUAAGACGACUUAACCUAAGAACUAGGAUUAGACCGAGCGAAUAGAUUGUACAGUUACACAGACAUAUAUAACCUGACAACGCACGUAUUUUUUAAACUUAAGAAAAAUAACUACACACAGACACAGAAAAGAAAAAUGAACUGACAGCGCCCAGCCGUGAUGAGAAUAACUUGAAUCUCGUACGUAAUUCCACUCAAGUGUCAGGGGCGGGGAAAAAUGUAGGCCAAAAGUGUAUCGCCGAAAUAUUUCAAUUAUUAUCAAAUUACGCGAGCACUAAUGCUUUCUGCCUAUGAAUAAAACUAGUGUGUAAGAAGUGUCAUAAGUUGAAUAAACGUAUUCUAUGCGAAAUGAUGUUUUUUGUACUCUUCGAGUUUUCGAUGGCAUUAAUCCGGACCUGCCUAACGUAAAGUAACGUUCAAGUAACACCAAUUUUCGAUUUUUAACUGUUCAGUCAAAUAUCGCGAACACGUUUAGACUACUUAUCGUAAUUAGCAAUUAGAAUUCAAUUUGGUUAAUUAUAAUUAACCCUCAAUUAAUUAACAUUAAGUCAAUUAGCACACUUUCUGUCGCCAGCGGAUGAUUAAAACCAAGGUUUUAACGAUGUUUGCACAAGCAAAUUACGGCAACCCGUAUAACACGCGUGAAACUUUUGCACAAUCUUUUUAUUUUUAUUUGUUUAUUCUUUUAUUUUAUGCCACAAUGCGAAUAAAAUUUUCUAGUUUUAUUUCCGCGCACGUUGCGUAAUAAUAGGUGAUGUUUUCUGUGGUUUUAUGAGUGUUGGGUGUUUUUGAAGAUCGUAAAUGAACAUUUUCAAAAUAAACACAGGCAUCAUUUGCUUGAUUAACCCAUUUCAUUAAUUCGCGAUAUAAUUUUAGCUUGAUUACCACUUGUGAUGGGAAAACGCUCGAUUUAUUAUUAGAUUAUCGACUGCAAACGAGGAAUAAUUUCGCGAUUUUAAUUUGCCACCCACGCAAUCGCCAUCGAGCAUCAUUACGCCAAUUACGGAAUGAAUUUAUUUGGAUCAAGCUAUAAUUAACCGCAAGCGAAAUCUGAUCAACUCAUCAACAAGAAGAGAAAUUUUAUGAAAUUUAGUGAAAAUAGUGAAAAAUUAGAGUUACGGUAUAAGUAGCGAACAUAGGAAAUGCAAUGCUAUUUUUCAAAAUAUGUAAUACUAUUUAAUUUUUAAUUUAAUUUUCGUCAAUUUCUAAAUUUAAAAAAUUAUUCGUGUUUAAAUUCAAAAUUUAACUUUUAAAAAUUUUCAACGCUGGUACUUGCGGUAUAAAAGUAUCAAACCGCACAAUACUAUUAACUAAAAAUAGAAAAACACAUUUUAUCAGUUUCUAAAGCAAAUUUUCUAAAUUGCCAAUGCGUUGAGUUACGGUAUAAGUAGCGAACAUAGGAAAUCCAAUGUUAUUUUUCAAAAUAUAUAAUUCAAUUAAAUUUUUAAUUUAAUUUUCGUCAAUUUCUAAAUUAAAAAAUACGUGUUUAAAUUCAGAAUCAAAACGCCCAAUAUAGUUAACUAAAAAUAGCAAAACACUUAUUUUAUGAGUUUCUAAAGCAAAUUUUCUAAAUUACCAAUGCGUUGGGUUACGGUAUAAUGAUCGAACAUAGCAAAUCCAAUGGUAUUUUGUACAAAAUUAUAAAAAUGUUUAUUUGUUUUAAUAAUGAUAAAACAAAUUCCUCUUUGAAUUAUUAAAUAACCAAGAAAAGGUUUAACGCAAUUUUAUAAAAAAAUCUGCUUUAUUCAUAAUUGUUAGUAAAGGUAACAAGUUACGUGAUGUUGUUGAAAGUAUCAGAUGUGAUGCGCGAUUGUUAUAUAUCGCAAAACAGCGUUUUGCAUUAAAUAUGAUUCGAUGAAUAAUGUAACGCGAAAGUGAAGCGUUACGACGACGACGACACACGUAAUGACACGUUUUAUUGCAUGUCCUCCUAAAGGGCAUGGUACGCUGUCCUGGAAUAAUGAAUACAUAUCCGACAUGUUACAUGCAUACACGAUUCGAAUUUUUUACAUUUUUGCAUUCUGUAUUUGCAUUCGUUCGUUUGGUGAUGAUGUAAGUGAUGAAGAGAAGAGUGAAGUACUCGUAAGUGAAGUAAAUGAAAAACGGGGACCAACGAAUGUAAUAAACAAAUAUUUCAAUCGUUUUCAUUUUAAAAUGACACUUUUAAUUAUGUUUUAAAGUUAAUUAAAAGCAAAUUAAACCGGAAGUAAUUUAGAAACAAAGAUAAUAAGUGUAUAGUGGCGACAUCUCAGUUAGAACAGUUGAUUUAUCUUUAAAUAUGUCAAAUCUGCUGCACGCUGCAGUGACAACUCACACUGACAUUCACAAUACCAAACAUACUGCGUGAGUCAUGCCGCCACACCUACCACACCGUAACUUAACGCACGUUCACUAACACUAGCAAAAAUAAAUUCGUUCAACCAAUACGCAGCGUCGGCUCACACCGACACAGCACCCUCUGCCUAACUUAAUGCGCCUGCACAACUGCAACCAAACAACUUCACAGAACAUAAACUGCAUCCUAACGCCAUCUCGAAUCCAAUUAUAUAACUUUAAUUGCACAUUUUAACCUAUUUAGAUUAUUUUCCGCGCAAUUUUUGAUAUAACAGAAAAAAAUCACGAACACCACGUUAUAACCUCACCCACCCACCGCAAACAUUUACAACAAACGAAGUAUAAAAUAAAAUUGUGCGGUUUUUGUGGCGUGCUUAACGAUUGGUAAAUAUUUGCGCACUGCAAUGUGCAUGCUUCCCACCGUACAGUAGCAAUCGCAAGCGUAUAUUGAAUUACUAAAACAAUCCAGCGGAAUUUAUUGUAAUGUAAAUACGAAUGAGUUUUUAAUCUGCGCAGCCAUCGCAUAGCGCAUUGUAGAAUCUAGACUAUAUUUAAAAUUACAAACACCUUAAAUAAACAAAUAAAUACGCAUUGUGUAAAUGUAUAAAUCACAUAAUAACUACCCGAAUAUUCUAACCUAAAAUUAGUCUGGAUGCAAAGUGGUAAAAAUUAAACAAGAAAAAUUAAAUCAGUGCAAAACCACUGAUUCUAAUUACGUUUUAAUAUUCUUUGAUAGCCAAUUGGAAGGCAAUUAAUUUUAUUUCCAUUAACGUUGGCUAAAUGGCGAUAAAUACACUUUUUAUCCUUCAUUAAACCAAAAUUAAACAUUGCGCAUUUAAUUUCACAACACCAAUGUUAAUAUAUAAAGAAACACCGCGUGGCUAAUACAGGAUGUUGCAUGAAAUGUGCGACAAACUGUAAAUUAUCAAUUAGAUUAAUGUAAAUUUCUAGCAAGUGUAAAUAAAGUAAUUACUUAAGUAUGUACGAGUAUAACGCGAUAGAAUAAGGUCGUUCUCGUUUUUUAUGUGAGUCGGUUUUCGUUCGACGUGUUCUCGAAACGAAUUACUCUUAUUAUUAUGUACAAUUAACGAAACAAUGCAGCGCUAACGGAAUUACAAAACAAGUAGCCAUUAAAAUAACAAAAUAACAAUUAUGCUUAGUGGAUAAGAAUUACGAGUAAAAAUUAUAUUCUAAAAAUAAGUAUUAGGUAUGUUGGUUUUAUUGAAAUUUGAAUUCCAAGCAUAAGACGUCAUAAAAAUAUUUUCUUGAGAAUUAUAAUAUUUAUGAGUUGUGGUUUAAGAACCAAAAACAAAUAUUAUUAAUUAAAAUGUGAAAAAGUCAAUUUAUCUGAUUUUUGUUCAAAUUUUUGUGAAUUGCCUAUGCGUUGAGUUGCGGUAUGAGUACCGAACAUAGCAAAUCCAAUGUUAAUUUAUAAAAAUGUAAAGAAUUAUUUUCUAAAAAUAAGUAUUAUCUUAUUUUUAUUCAAAUUGCAAGCAUAAAUGAGGUCAUAACAAUUUUCUUGGUAUUUCAUUGUUCAUUAGUCACUAUUAAUAUAUUUAAUUACAGUGUAGCCUCGUAUAGCGAUGAAAUGUAUACAAUUUGGUUGGUUAAUAUUAAUUUCCUCGGGGCAAUAACGAAAAAUAUUUUCAUUUCUAGCAAUUAUGAGCUAGAAUAUUUUUUCAAAGACAUGACAUCGUUGGAAACAUUUGAAAUAUUGUUGUAAUUAUGAUCCCAACAUUCCUACAAAUUGCAAUGCAAAUUUCUAUAACUUAAGCACGAUUUUUCAGCUAAUUUGUUGGGAUGCACAAGCAGUUACUACAAAAUCAUUUAAACAUAACACAAGUGAAUACAACUGAGCGACGCGGAAUUCAUAUUUAGACUACAGGAAAUAUUUACUUGCAUUUUUCCAAAAGUAAUUGAGUUUAUCAUCAGCUUUCAAAAGAAUAAACAAAUCCAAAUCCGCGUAAAAUUCAAAUAUUUUGUCAUUUUUUGUUCCUGGAUGUAAUGUCAGCUCGGUAUAAUGUGAAUACAGAGGCUACACUGUAUAUAGAGUAAUUAUAACACAUGGAUUUAAUUUGUACAGAAUGUAAUUGUGAAUGUAAUCACAUUUAAUUGUGAGAAGGUGUGAUUAUAAUAAUUUGGACAUUAUGUAUACGUGUUAUUUUUUGUACAAUCAUCUCACGAGGAUUAUUAACACCACGCAAACACGUAGAUAAUUGUAAUUAAAAUGGAAUUAACGUUGGAAUUAAAAUUAUCAAAUCAAAACUGUGCGCUUUUUUAAAGCGACGCAGUGAUAUUAAUAUUAAAAUUAUUAUUAGUGAAAUAUGAAAAUAAUAAAUAAAUAAAUAAAUAAUUGGCGUAAGUCACUAGAAAUACUAAUAAUUAAUUAAAUUAGGAGAUAAUAUAUUUGUAAAAAACGUUAAAGAUUAAUUUCAAUUAUUAAUAUUUUCGCAAAAGAUUAAGAAAUGUUUUGUUAUUUGUUUAUAUUCAUUAUUAUUAAUACCUAGACUUAAAAUAUUUAUUAAGAUUUGUAAAUAUGACAAAUAAAUUAUUAAUAUAUA
Molecule: messenger RNA, 6096 nt
Organism: Dalotia coriaria
Lineage: Eukaryota; Metazoa; Arthropoda; Insecta; Coleoptera; Staphylinidae
Gene: s-cup
Product: spermiogenesis-related protein stanley-cup
Exons: 5
Coding region: 523-1053 (176 amino acids)
Source: RefSeq, a predicted model, not a curated record